This is a messenger RNA of Trematomus bernacchii (emerald rockcod), 1521 nucleotides long. RefSeq names its product zona pellucida sperm-binding protein 3-like. Lineage: Eukaryota; Metazoa; Chordata; Actinopteri; Perciformes; Nototheniidae. Bases 75 to 674 code for a protein of 199 amino acids. Gene Ontology annotation, cellular component: extracellular matrix. The transcript has 2 exons. The record is from RefSeq and is a predicted model, not a curated record. Gene Ontology annotation, molecular function: acrosin binding. Gene Ontology annotation, biological process: egg coat formation; positive regulation of acrosome reaction; binding of sperm to zona pellucida.
GGCCUCCCUCCCUUUGUCUGCUUCAGUGUUCAUGCUUAAGAAAGCUGCAGAGGAAAUUCUGUGUUUCUAACAAAAUGGGUUCCUGGCAGCUUUUGGUGUUUGGCUUUGUUCUUGCCUGUGUCGGGCUUAGUGGCGCUAGAUUCCUGAGUUUGAGCAGGCCAACCUACUUUGGAGUUGAAAUGGAAAUAGAGCCAGAACCUGAGAGAGAGCACUCCAGGGAGUCUGUUCAGCACGCUGACAGCCUGCAGGCAAAGCAGAUCCAGCCAGGAGAACAAACUCUCUCCUGGAGGUUUCCUAAGGAUCCAGUGGAAACUGUGAGAAAGGCCCCUGUGAACUUUUCACCCAGGCAGCCGGUGAACACCAACCGUAUUGCAGUGAGGUGUGGGGAGAGCAGGGUCCAGGUGGAGGUGAGCCAGGACCUGCUGGGCCGGGGCAGGCUGAUAAAGCCGGAGGAGAUCACCCUCGGUGGUUGUUCAGCCACUGAGGUCGACAACUUGGCUCAUGUGCUCGCCUUUGAGAGUGAGCUGCACGGCUGUGGCAGCACACUAGUGAUGAGAGAGAAUUCCUUCAUUUAUGCUUUUGCACUGGUCUACAACCCCAAAGUGUCCAGCAGGAGUCCCAUCGUGAGGAGCCAGAGCGCUGUCAUUGGAGUGGAGUGCCACUACCCGAGAUGAGCUGAGAGCUGGACCGACCUGCAGAAACCCACUUGAAUUUACUUUAAAAAAAAAAGAAAAAGUUUUAUGUUUAAUAGCAAAGCACAAUAAAAGUUUUAAUGUCUAAACACACUGGUUCUUGCCUGACUUAGGCCAUAAACUAAAGGAGACACAAACACAUGAUUGCAUUUCCCAACAGAAUCUGAUGGGUCGAAAAGAAAAUGGUACAACACCUUAUGUGUUCAGCACUCUACUGUGUGGCACAAUAUCAGGCCAGAUGAGUGUCUGUCAGCUAGGUGUGUAUUUUGUUAACCCUAAAUGCACAAGUAUGAAUCCACCUUUACUUUAUUUAAAAUGUGUUUUUACUCUUUAGGAUUAGCCCAUAAAAAAUACAUUGUUUGCUGAAGCUGCCCCACUUAUUGAUGAAUAUCACAUCGUAAAGCCAAUGUCAAUUUGUAUAUGCUUUAAUAUGGUUAAACUAGCCCCUGGUUUACACGGAUAGGACAUUGUUGGAAUUGCUUAUGGUUUCACAAAAUUGAAGAAUGGGCAACCCAUUUUCAGCAACUAUUGUUAAAAAUCACAAGUCUCCUCUCUACCUGCAUCACCAGGCGGUCAAGAUAGACCACUCCAAGCCUGUAUAACCCCGCCCUUUCAGGCCUGUCACUCCUUUCUUUCCCUCCAAAAACGGCAGGCAGAACAAAGGAAAGGACUGAGUUUUCACAUGGACUUUACACCUGUUUGUACCUUGAAUAUUUGACAUAAAAUAUUUAGAUUUCAGAAUAAACAGAUUGUUUUUGUUACUUGUUUUGCUAGAUCCCAAAUUAUGUUUUCCUCUGUGAGGAAAAGGCAGCAAUUUAUUUCUGUGGAU